Messenger RNA from Gongylonema pulchrum, 516 nucleotides. Lineage: Eukaryota; Metazoa; Nematoda; Chromadorea; Rhabditida; Gongylonematidae. The record is from the annotation of a GenBank genome assembly.
AGCUCAAAACCUCGCUAUCCAGUUGUAUUGCGUGUUGGGCAUGGAAGCCAUGGUCUUGGAAAGGUGAAAAUUGACGACGAAAAUCAUCUUCUGGAAGUUGAAAAUAUGCUUCGCGCAGUUGGUCCUAUCGAGGUUCUCACCGAACCAUUUAUUGAAACCAAAUAUGACAUACACUUGCAGAAGAUUGGAUCCGAAACUAGAGCUUAUAUCCGAAAAGGCAUAUCAAAUGACUGGAAGAGUAAUGCCAGUUCUGCAAUGUUGGAAAAAAUUUCCCUUUCAAAUAGGCAGAAGCAAUGGUUAGCGACAGUAUCUGAUGCUUUCGGUGGGCUGGAAGUAUUCGGUAUCGAUAUUUUAGUAGCAAAAGAUGGAAGAGAGAUAAUUCACGACGUCAAUGAUGCAAUAACACUGCUUGGUGAUACUCAGGAAGAGGAUCGUAGGAUCAUCGCCGACCUCGUUCAGACACACAUCAUACAAUCGUUUGCGCCUUUUUUUUUUUUACCUUUGUUCCUUGUUUAA